Messenger RNA from Tribolium madens (black flour beetle), 4128 nucleotides. RefSeq names its product NAD(P) transhydrogenase, mitochondrial-like. The coding region runs from base 748 to 3969 and encodes 1073 amino acids. Lineage: Eukaryota; Metazoa; Arthropoda; Insecta; Coleoptera; Tenebrionidae. Gene Ontology annotation, cellular component: mitochondrial inner membrane. Gene Ontology annotation, biological process: proton transmembrane transport; NADPH regeneration. The transcript is spliced from 8 exons. Gene Ontology annotation, molecular function: NAD binding; NADP binding. The record is from RefSeq and is a predicted model, not a curated record.
AGUUUUUAUGCCAAAUGCAGGCAAAACAAGCCUCGUGCCUGUAAUAAACACAAGAAACUCCACGAAAAAAUUUCAGAGAUAACCUCUCCACAUGUCGAAACUUUGAACGGACCAAAGAUCUCGAAAGUGGUCGGACGCCCGAUAUUUAGGCCAUUUUGCCUCACUGCCUGUCAUCCCUCAAAGUGCCCUUUGGGCGCCCUAUAAACCGCCCCGGGCAAUUUAUAAAAAAAUAUACUCACAAUUGCGCCCUUGCAGGACCCCAUUUUUGGUAACAACAGCGCUCAAGCUUUUUGAAAAUUUCGUUAAAGUACCGGCCAUUAUAACCUCAACUGUUUCAGCCCGGAGAGAAACUGAAAAUCGAAAAACAACUUGUUGUCUUGUUGAGGUUGUGUUGUGGAGUGGGCGGCGGAAAUAUCCGAGUCUCGACCGACGAUGCUUUAAAACCACUGAUAAAACGUUUACAUGGCAGCAAUGAAACGGAGACGAUCCUAGCGAUCGUGUUUUGUCGAUUCGAUUUGGCGCUUUUACUUGAAACAGGGCGUUUGGUUGGGUGGGUUAGGUCACGCCUAGUCGUAGUGGGGUAACAGGUUGGUGGCGUGUAAACGCACCCAGUUUUCAGAUAGGAAAACAGAGCUUCCAGUUGUGAUAAUUUAGUUGGUUGUGUUGUUGUUUCCGGUUUCAACCUGAAAUUUCAGACGCUAGGGAUAAUUUUCUGAAAUGUAUUAAAAAUAAGUGACUGUCAUCACAAUGGCAAGAGGAAUUUUGCGUGUUUACUAUACUCGAAGGAAUCUCUUAAGUAAUGUAGAUAAACAAAUAGUCCGGACUUCGAAUUUUCACAAUCAGUGCCCCAAGUAUAGAAAGUGUUUUUUGGAACGAAGAUUUUCAAGUCAGGCAAAAAAUGAGACGGUUGAGGGAAUCCCCUACGAAAAAUUAUCAAUAGGAGUACCCAAAGAACUGUGGCAGAAUGAGAAACGAGUGGCUUUGACUCCGGCUGUGGCUCAGACUUUAAGCAAAAAAGGCUUUACCGUAAAUGUGGAAGAAAAUGCCGGUUUGGGAGCCAAAUUCCGCAAUGAAGAUUACGAACAAGCCGGUGGUGUGAUAGUGGACAAGAAAAGAACGUUCGAUUCUGAUAUUAUUUUAAAGGUUAGGCAACCCUUAGACUCUGAAGUAGGUAAUUUCCGCGAGAGCAGCACACUCAUAUCAUUCCUAUACCCCGCCCAGAACAAAAGUCUAGUCGAUAAAUUGGCCGAACGGAAGAUCAACGCUUUCGCAAUGGACUGUAUUCCACGCAUCACCCGAGCCCAAGUUUUCGACGCUUUGAGUUCCAUGGCUAAUGUUUCCGGUUACAGAGCUGUCAUCGAAGCCGCCAAUCACUUCCCUCGAUUUUUUUCCGGCCAAAUCACCGCCGCCGGAAAAGUCCCCCCGGCUAAAAUACUCGUUGUAGGGGGCGGCGUCGCCGGACUUGCUGCUAUCGGUCAGGCCAAAAGCAUGGGUGCUAUAGUUCGAGCGUUUGAUACUCGGAGCGUCGUUAAAGAACAAGUCGAGUCCAUGGGGGCCGAAUUUCUUACGGUUAAUAUUGUCGAAGAAGGAGGUACGUCUGGGGGAUACAGUAAAGAAAUGUCCAAGGAAUUCAUCGAUGCCGAACACGAAUUGUUUGCCAAACAGUGCAAAGAAGUGGACGUGGUUAUAACCACGGCAUUGAUUCCGGGGAAAAAAGCCCCGGUUUUGAUACUUAAAGAUCAUGUUUUGUCGAUGAAACCAGGAAGUGUGAUUGUGGAUUUGGCCGCCGAGGCGGGUGGUAAUGUCGAAACGACAAAACCGGGUGAGGUGUAUAGCCUGAAUGACAUUACACAUAUCGGUUUCACCGAUUUAUCGAGUCGGUUGCCAACGCAAAGCUCGACACUAUAUGCUAAUAACGUGUCGAAGUUUUUGUUGUCGAUGGGGGAGAAAAAUCAUUUUCGGAUAAAUUUGGCCGACGAGGUGGUGCGAGGUAGUAUUAUUUUACAAGAAGGGAAGAUGUUGUGGCCUCCCCCGGCUCCGGUUGUCGCUCCACCGCCCCCACCAGUUAAGAAAACCGAAUCUAAAGUACAGGAAACUGUAACAGAGAGUCCGUUAAUGGCCACUGUUAAAGACUCGCUCUUGUGUACUACUGGUAUUGGUACGAUAUUAGGUUUGGGUGUUUUAUCACCCAACCCGGCUUUUACCUCAAUGUUAACCACUUUCGGUUUAUCUGGAAUUGUGGGAUAUCAUACAGUAUGGGGAGUAACUCCUGCUUUACAUUCUCCUCUUAUGUCCGUAACUAAUGCUAUUUCAGGUAUUACGGCUGUUGGGGGCUUGCUUCUUAUGGGAGGCGGCUAUUACCCCACUAAUUCAAUCGAAGCAUUAGCUGCAGCCGCGGCGUUUGUCUCGUUUAUCAAUGUUUUCGGCGGUUUUGUCGUCACUAAACGAAUGUUAGACAUGUUUAAAAGACCAGAAGAUCCCCCUGAAUACAGCAGCCUUUAUGGCAUUCCCGCCGCCGCAUUUUUGGGGGCUUACGGCUGGGCGGCUUUCCAAAACCUUCCGGAAAUCCAUCAAGCUGCCUAUCUUGCAGCCUCGUUAUGUUGUGUUGGCGCUCUCGCAGGCCUCAGCUCGCAGAAGACCUCUCGAUUGGGCAACAACAUCGGAAUGAUUGGAGUUUCCGGAGGAAUCGCUGCAACUCUGGGCCAGAUGGCCCCCAGCACCGAAGUAUUGGCUCAAAUGGCCGCUUGCUUGAUCGCGGGAGGCGGUCUAGGCACACUCAUCGCCAAAAGAAUUCAAAUCACGGAUUUACCCCAACUCGUCGCAGGCUUUCACAGUUUGGUAGGGUUGGCAGCCGUGCUGACUUGUACUGCGACUUUUAUUCAUGACUUUCCCAAUUUUGCAACGGAUCCGGCUGCCAAUGUUGUCAAAACGGCACUAUUUUUGGGCACUUACAUCGGAGGGGUGACCUUCAGUGGGUCACUAAUCGCAUAUGGAAAACUCCAAGGCAUUUUAAAAUCGAAUCCGUUGCUUCUUCCCGGGAGACACGCUCUGAAUAUGGGUCUGUUGUUAGGAAAUGUGGGUGCAGGGGCGUACUUGUUUUUCGACCCUAGUAUGAUGGGAGGCUUAGGGGCCUUAGGGACAACAGCCGCGUUAUCAACAGCCAUGGGUGUGACCCUUACUUCAGCAAUAGGUGGCGCUGAUAUGCCUGUAGUGAUUACGGUCUUGAACAGUUACUCUGGAUGGGCCCUUUGUGCAGAAGGUUUCAUGUUAAAUAAUAAUUUAAUGACGAUAGUUGGCGCUCUGAUCGGUUCAAGUGGUGCCAUCUUGUCAUAUAUCAUGUGCAAGGCUAUGAAUAGGUCACUCCCCAAUGUAAUCUUAGGUGGCUACGGCACAUCCAGCACCGGCUCAGGCAAACCGAUGGAAAUUACCGGCACUCACACGGAAAUCAACGUAGAUGGCGCUGUCGAAGCCAUCAACAACGCACGUAAUAUUAUUAUCGUUCCUGGCUACGGUCUGUGCGUCGCAAAAGCGCAAUACCCGAUCGCCGAAAUGGUCAGUCUGCUGAAAAGUCAGGGUAAAAAUGUCAGAUUUGCGAUACAUCCAGUCGCCGGUCGUAUGCCAGGCCAAUUAAAUGUACUUUUGGCCGAAGCUGGAGUCCCGUAUGACGAUGUCCUCGAAAUGGACGAAAUCAACGACGAUUUCCCCGAGACUGACUUGGUGCUCGUAAUUGGGGCCAACGACACUGUUAACAGCGCCGCCGUAGACGACCCCAAUUCGCCCAUCGCCGGAAUGCCCGUCCUCAAUGUCUGGAAAUCAGAUCACGUGAUCGUUAUGAAACGUUCACUAGGUGUAGGCUACGCGGCUGUUGAUAAUCCAGUUUUCUACAAACCCAACACGUCCAUGCUACUCGGCGACGCGAAGAAAACAUGUGAGCAACUACUAGCAAAAGUGAUAAGUGUUAAUAAAUAAGUCAUUUCCGUUUCUUUUUUACAAUUAGAUUAAGUAUUUCAAAGCUUAUUUUAUUUUUUAAAAACUUAAUUAUUGUACACCGUCGUCGCGCCUUUUUUGUUUUAAUUCGUAAUUCUGUAAAUAUGAAUGUGAUGAAUUGAAUAAAUCAAUGUGAUAUAA